AUGCUAGGGCGUGGGAUGAGCAGCUGGGGACGGCUCGCGGCCUUGUUGGUUGGCAUGCUGGCUGCUGGGGGCUCCGCGGCAUCAGCAACGUCAUCAACAUCAGGAGCAUUAGCAGCAGCAGCAACAGGACCCAGCUUGACCCAGAAACAUGAAGCAGGCCGGUGCGCCAUCCGAGGACACUGUGGGAAGGUGGGCUUCUUCGGCUCAGACCUCCCGUGUCCGGACAACGGCCUUGCGGAGGAACCGGAAAAGAAUGUCAGGAAGAAGCUAGUGGAAAUCUGUGGAUCGAAGUGGGACGAUGGGAAGAUAUGUUGCAAAGAGGAGCAGCUCGACUCCCUGAAAACAAACCUCAAGAGGGCCGAAAGCCUCAUCGCCGCCUGUCCUGCGUGCAAAGAGAACUUCUUCAACCUCUUCUGCACCUUUACCUGCUCGCCGGACCAGUCGCUGUUCGUAAACGUGACCAACACGACGCCCAAAGGCGACAAGUUCCUCGUCACUGAGCUAGACACGCUGAUCUCGGAUGCAUAUGGCUCAGGCUUCUACGACAGCUGCAAGGAUGUCAAGUUUGGAGCGACCAAUAGCAGGGCCAUGGAUCUCAUUGGCGGCGGCGCAAAGAAUUACACUCAGUUCUUCAAGUUCUUGGGAGACAAGAAGCCAUUUGGUAGUCCGUUCCAGCUGAACUUCCCUCGACCGAGCGGCGCAGCCUUCCCAGACAUGAAGGCCAUGAACGACAAGGCUUACCCGUGCAACAGCACCGACGAAAAGUAUCGCUGUGCUUGCGUCGACUGCGCUUCUUCGUGCCCGGAGCUGCCAAAGGUUACGGAGACAAAGCAAUGCAUGGUCGGCCUCUUGCCGUGUUUGUCUUUUGCGGUCAUUCUAGUCUACUCUAUCUUUAUCGCGUUUCUGGUUAUUGCCGUUUCCGGACAUGUCGCAUAUGCCAAGCACGAGAAGCACAAGAAUGAGCGUCUGCGCUUGCUGCAGGACAUUGAGCCUAGCGAUGAUGAGGAUGAAGGGGAUAUUGUACACAACGCCGGGAUGCUGGACCGACCAACCAAGCACUACUAUCUCAAUACACUGUGCGACAAGGCCUUUAGCAAAUUGGGAUAUUUCUGCGCCAGCUUCCCAGCUAUCACGAUCAGCAUCAGCGUCAUCGUCGUCGGCCUGCUGAGUUUGGGAUGGAUCAGGUUCGCCGUCGAGACCGAUCCCGUACGUCUCUGGGUUGCGCCGGACUCGGCUGCUGCGGAGGAGAAGGCAUUUUUCGACAAGAACUUCGGACCCUUCUUCCGCGCGGAGCAGGUCUUCCUGGUCAACGACACCUCACCAUCGGGCCCCGGCCCGGUCUUGAGCUACGACACGCUGGGCUGGUGGUUCGAUGUUGAGAAUCGAGUCCAGCGGCUCAAGUCGAUGAAACAGGGCGUUACCUUUGACAAAGUUUGCUACAAACCCACCGGCGAUGCUUGUGUUGUGCAGUCCGUCACUGGGUAUUUCCAGGGCGAUUUCUCUGCUGUUAAACCUGAGAGAUGGGAGCAGCAGAUCGCGAACUGUGCCGACAGCCCGGUCGAUUGCCUGCCCGCAUUCCAGCAGCCUUUAGAUCCGAAGAUGCUGUUUGGAGGCUGGAAUAAGAGCGUUCUGGACUCCGAGGCUCUCAUCGUGACUUGGGUGGUCAGCAAUCAUGCCGAGGGUACGGAAGAGAUUGAGCGGGCCAUGGAUUGGGAAGAUAGCAUGAAGGGCCUCCUCAUGUCCGUUCAAAACGAAGCAAAGGAAAGAGGCCUACGAUUGUCGUUCAACACCGAGAUCAGUCUGGAGCAAGAACUCAACAAGUCUACGAAUACCGACGCCAAGAUCGUGGUCAUCAGCUACAUCAUCAUGUUCUUGUACGCCUCGCUCGCGCUUGGGUCCACAACUCUGGCGGUCAGGUCAAUCCUUCACAACCCAGCAAACGCGCUUGUGCAGUCGAAGUUCAUGCUCGGUAUCAUCGGCAUCGUCAUUGUGCUGAUGUCGGUAUCGGCAUCUGUUGGCCUGUUCUCUGCCGCCGGUGUUAAGGUCACAUUGAUCAUCGCGGAGGUCAUUCCGUUCUUGGUCCUCGCUGUGGGCGUUGAUAACAUCUUCCUCAUCGUCCACGAGUUCGAGCGUGUCAAUGUCACGCAUCCGGAAAGUCCGGUCUCUGAGCGCGUGGCGAGAGCGCUGGGAAGAAUGGGUCCCAGUAUCCUGCUCUCAGCUUCCACCGAGACCGUGGCGUUCGCGCUGGGAGCUGCUGUCGGUAUGCCCGCUGUGCGCAACUUUGCAGCUUAUGCCGCCGGCGCUGUCUUUAUCAACGCGCUGUUGCAGGUCACCAUGUUUGUCUCGGUGCUCGCGCUAAAUCAGCGACGAGUGGAAGCCAGCCGUAUGGACUGCUUCCCUUGCGUUCGGGUACGACAGGCCGAUGCGGCUGUCGUGAACGGCGGCAUGGUCUAUGGGGUCGAUGAAGAAGGCACCCUUCAGCGCUUCAUCAGAAAGACCUACGCGCCCGCUCUUCUUGGCAAGAAGGCCAAGGUCGCCAUCAUGACCGUCUUCCUCGGCCUGUUCGCCGCAGGUCUCGCCCUUCUUCCGAGUGUCGAGUUAGGCCUGGACCAGCGCAUCGCCAUCCCAAGUGACUCGUACCUGAUCCCUUACUUUAAUGACCUCUACGACUACUUCGGCGCCGGUCCGCCCGUCUACUUCGUCACGCGCGAGCUGAACGUCACGCAGCGCGCGCACCAGCAAGAGCUCUGCGGCCGCUUCUCCACCUGCCAAGAAUACUCUCUCACCAACAUCCUCGAGCAAGAGCGUAAGCGGCCCGCAGUCUCCUAUAUCGCCGACAGUACCGCCAGCUGGAUCGAUGACUACUUCCUAUGGCUGAACCCCUCGCUCGACGCCUGCUGCGUAGAUGGCUCAACCACGUGCUUCGAGAACCGCAACCCGCCUUGGAACAUCACGCUGCACGGCAUGCCCGAAGGCCAAGAAUUUCUGCACUAUCUGACCCGCUGGCUCGACUCGCCCACCACGCAGGACUGCCCCCUCGCGGGCAAAGCAGCCUACGGCAACGCUCUCGUCGUCGACGAAGCCCGCCUUACUAUCCCAGCCUCCCACUUCAGGACAAGCCACACGCCCCUCCGCAGCCAGAGCGACUUCAUAGCCGCCUACACCUCCGCGCGCCGCAUCGCCUCCAGCAUCUCCUCCGCCACAGGCGUAGAGGUCUUCCCCUAUAGCAAAUUCUACAUCUUCUUUGACCAGUACACCGGCAUCGUGCGGCUGGCCACCGCACUGCUCGGCGCCGCCCACGCCAUCAUCUUCGUGCUGACAAGCGUGCUCCUCGGCUCCAUCGCCACGGGCCUCGUCGUCACGAUCACCGUCGCCAUGAUCGUCGUCGACGUCGCGGGCACCAUGGCACUCGCCGGCGUGAGCCUCAACGCCGUCUCUCUCGUCAACCUGGUCAUCUGCGUCGGCAUCGGGGUAGAAUUCUGCGCGCAUGUUGCAAGGGCCUUUACGUUCCCUUCAGCAUCAGUGAUGGAGAGGGCGCCGCGGCAGGGGAAGAGGGGGAAGGAUGCCCGGGCCUGGACGGCGCUGGUCAACGUGGGCGCGAGCGUGUUCAGUGGGAUUACGAUCACGAAGUUUUUGGGCGUCGCGGUGCUCGCGUUCACGAGGAGCAAGAUCUUUGAGAUCUAUUACUUUAGGAUUUGGUUGGCGCUUGUGGUUUUCGCGGCGGGGCAUGCGUUGGUGUGGUUGCCGGUCGCGCUGAGUGUGUUUGGGGGGACUGGCUACGUUGACCCGGAGUCCGAAGGCGGGCUGGAGCAGGAUCUUAGGAGCAGGCGGUACCCGGCUCUGUUAGCGGACGAGGAGUACGACAGCGACGACUAUUGA
Molecule: messenger RNA, 3879 nt
Organism: Coniosporium apollinis CBS 100218
Lineage: Eukaryota; Fungi; Ascomycota; Dothideomycetes
Exons: 2
Coding region: 1-3879 (1292 amino acids)
Cellular component (GO): membrane
Molecular function (GO): lipid carrier activity
Source: RefSeq, a predicted model, not a curated record